UUUUGGCCAAUAAAAAUGCAUGAAUACUGCUCAUCAAAACUUUUAACCAAUGGGAAUCCAGUGUUUGUUGGAUAUCACAUGUGACACCAUAUAAAAUGGUGUCACUUUUGACACAAAUCAUUAUUCACUUGUCAAAUACCAAUCUCGAUCAAUCAUUUAUUACUUAUUAAUCAUUACAAUCAUGGCUGAUUUCCUGGACUUCCUGUUGUCAUCACCAACCAAGUCACCACUACCCAUAGAGAUCACAUCCACUACCACACUAGAGGACAUCAUAGCUGCUACUAUUCAACCAGAGACCACUACCUCAGAUGUCACUACUCAACCAGAUUCAGCUGAUACCACUUCUACUGCUGAUCCUAUCACCACCAGCGAAGAUGAUGAUGAGGCCCUGGCUGCUGCUAUCCUUGCGGAAGCAACAGAUCUGGAGCCUGAGACAGAAACUCGCCUUGCUGAUUCACUCUUUGAUCUUCUUGGAUCACCACCACCAGAGCAACUACUCACCAACAACUCAGCAGUCCUAGAACUACAAUCACUACUCAAGACAGAACUCAAACAGCAAACCAUACCAGAAACUCUGAUGAGCCUUCUACACAAACCUAAGAUCAGUGUAUUCACCAGAGAGCAACAACUUCAACGACAGUUUACCAAACUCGAAGUCAACUCCCCAACUCAGGUGUCUCAGCUAUCUAGCUUCUUCAAGUACCAGUCUGCUGUCAUUGAGACGGAGCGUUACCAGUCACUUCACCAGAAUGCUACCAAACCACACCUUCAAAACUCCAUCAACAACCACUUCGAUGAGCAACUACACAAGGCUAUAGAUAGGGUUGAGGUCAGUGUCUCUAACCUCCAGCAAGCAGUCAGCAACCAGAUACCCACUACUACCAAGACAUCAGCUACCAGACCCAGCACACUCAGGUCUCGUCCACAGCUGUCACGCAGGUCUGUCCAACUCAUGGAAGAAUGGUACCACUGCAACAUAGACCACCCAUACCCAGACUCAUCCAUCAUCCAGUCAAUUGCACUUCAGGGGAACAUCAGAGAAGAGCAGGUCAAGAAGUGGUUCGCCAACAAACGUAGCCGUUCACAGAACACCCACUCACGUACAGUCACCACCUCUCGUAAGAUGUCUUCACGCUACAACAGGAACUCCUACUACCAGCCUUACUGAAUAACAGUGAUAUGAACUUUUUGUGAAUUGUGUCUUAAGUGCUAUGUUAAUUUUGUGUACAAGUGCUAUGUUUUAUGUAAUGUAUUUAAUUGCUUUACCAUUUGUUGUUUCAAUAUUAUGUAUUCUAUGAUAAAGUGCUAUAUUGUUGAAAUAUUUCUUGUGCUAAU
Molecule: messenger RNA, 1335 nt
Organism: Mytilus californianus (California mussel)
Lineage: Eukaryota; Metazoa; Mollusca; Bivalvia; Mytilida; Mytilidae
Exons: 2
Coding region: 182-1168 (328 amino acids)
Biological process (GO): regulation of DNA-templated transcription
Molecular function (GO): DNA binding
Source: RefSeq, a predicted model, not a curated record